UAUAUGGUGGAUUUACUGAACACAUGGGUCGCUGUAUAUAUGGCGGAAUUUACGAGCCAGGCAAUGAGCUUUCAGACGAGAAUGGAUUUCGCAAAGAUGUCAUCGAGGCUUUCAAAGAGCUCAGAGCCCCAGUCGUCCGCUAUCCUGGAGGCAACUUUGUCGCUACGUAUCACUGGCUUGACGGAGUGGGUCCCAAGCACAAGCGGCCUCGAAGGCCCGAACUUGCUUGGAUUGGAGUAGAGAGCAACGAGUUUGGCACGGACGAAUUCCUCAAAUGGUGCGAAGUGGUAGGCACCGAGCCAUACUUUGCGCUGAAUUUCGGCACCGGCACCCUUGAUGAAGCCUUGGGAUGGGUUGAAUACUGCAAUUCAUCAAAGAACACAUACUACGCGAACCUCCGACGGGAGAACGGUCGGGAGAAGCCCUACAACGUGAAAUACUGGGCGCUCGGAAAUGAGAUGUGGGGCCCGUGGCAGGUCGGCCAAAUGACCAAGGAAGACUACGCAAAGCAAGCGUACCAAUGGGCAAAAGCGCUGAAGCUUCUGGACCCCUCGAUCGAGCUAAUACUUUGUGGAGAGACUGGAUUCAGCUCGUGGGAUACUUACGUCCUGAAAGAGUGCAUCAAAUUUGAUUUACAUGGAUUGGGCGGGAGUAAUACCGCAUCUCUAAUCUCGAUGCAUAGUAUUCAUAUCUACACGGCGUCGGAGACUCACUUGCCAAAUGCCACCGCUCCUAGAGCAGCAGAGAGAGCCAUUGAAAUCACCACAGGGUUGAUAGAUCUGGCAAGGAUCGAGAACGGGGUUCCGCCCUCUGUACCUCGGCAGACAAUCUGUUUCGACGAGUGGAAUGUGUGGGAUCCCGCGCGAGCUCCUGGAGAAGACGGGGCGGAAGAGAGAUAUACGCUCUCGGACGCCCUAGCUGUCAGCGUCUGGCUCAAUGUCUUCAUACGGCAGUCAAAACACGUGGGCAUGGCGAAUAUCGCACAGUCCGUGAACGUGAUAUCGCCUCUGAUGACUACAAAAACCGGCCUAGUAAAGCAAACGACGUGGUGGCCUCUGCUGCUCUUUAGCAAGUACAUGCGAGGCCAUACCCUGUCAGUUCACGUGGCAUGUGGCGAGUACGAGGGGCCGACUGAGCCAGCGUGGAUAAGAGGGACCAUAGAGACGCCGUUCUUGGAUGCUAGCGCAACCAUAGAUGACUCUGGAUGGGUCAGCUUAGCUGUCGUGAAUAUACACGAAACCUCAGCGUUCGAGACUCUUUUGGAGGGUAUGAACACGGAAGACGUCGUCGUCUACACCGUGACUGGGACCAAUGUCAAGGUCGUUAAUACGGACGGCCAUCAAGAGGUCGGAAUACAGGAGACGAAAUGGGACGGCAAGGGAACGAUUUCCUUCCCGAAACACUCCUUGACAAUGCUAAGAUGGCGGGCCACGUAGGACUUUGAAAGGGAUUUCAGGGCAGGCCGGCACUUAUUUCUGAACUGAUAUAUUCAAUUGCGAUACUGGACUUCUUAGAUUAUAGACCUAGAGUAUAUUCAAGGUCAGCCCAUCGGCCAUGUCGGAGGGGGUCAAGACCCCUGAGCUUAGAAAGCCACUCCCUCAAGUCAUCAGCCGUGAUAAU
This is a messenger RNA of Mytilinidion resinicola, 1620 nucleotides long. Its product is annotated as glycoside hydrolase. Gene Ontology annotation, biological process: polysaccharide catabolic process; L-arabinose metabolic process. The coding region runs from base 24 to 1436 and encodes 470 amino acids. The transcript is spliced from 7 exons. Gene Ontology annotation, molecular function: alpha-L-arabinofuranosidase activity. The record is from RefSeq and is a predicted model, not a curated record. NCBI's taxonomy places the organism in Eukaryota, Fungi, Ascomycota, Dothideomycetes, Mytilinidiales, Mytilinidiaceae.